Phalacrocorax carbo (great cormorant) is the source of this 3601-nucleotide messenger RNA. The record is from RefSeq and is a predicted model, not a curated record. Lineage: Eukaryota; Metazoa; Chordata; Aves; Suliformes; Phalacrocoracidae.
CAACACCCGUUCCCACCGUGUCUCAAUCCCCUCUCCCACGCUUUUCGGGGAGCCAGCCAUCCCUGUGCCAAGCCGGUUCAGCUCACUUGUCUGGCAUUUGCAGGCGUGCCAGCACCAUGCCCCCGGCAACCAGCACCUUUCCCCCGGACGAGGAGCCCCUGAUCGAGGAGUCCUUGGUGAACAGAUACAGCCAGCAAAAGCCAAGUGACCACUUACAUGGGGCCUACAUUAUUUUUUUCCUCCUGGGCAUUGGGUCCCUGUUGCCCUGGAAUUUUUUCAUCACGGCAAAGCACUACUGGAUGUACAAGCUGCAAAACUGCUCAGAUCAGGCAGGGUCAGAAGGACAGGCAGCAUCUGAUCUGCGGGAUUUUUUUGAGAGCUACAUCUCCAUUGCUUCGACGGUGCCCUCCGUGCUGUGCCUGGUCGGAAACUUCUUGCUCAUCAACAAGGUGCCCGCCAGCGUCCGGAUCCUGUCCUCCCUCUUCAUCAUGCUGGCCGUCUUCCUGGUGAUCACAGUGCUGGUGAAGGUUGACACCUCCACCUGGACCACCCGUUUCUUUGCCCUCACCAUUGGCUGCGUCAUCGUCGUCAGCAGUGCCUCGACCGUCUUCACCAGCAGCAUAUUUGGCCUGAGCAGCUGCUUCCCCAUGAAGAACCUGCAGGCGCUGAUCUCGGGUCAGGCCAUGGGCGGCACAAUCAGCGCCAUCGCCUCCGUGAUAGACCUGGCAGCAGCGGCCGAUGUAACAGACAGUGCCCUGGCCUACUUCCUCACCGCCGACAUCUUCAUCGUCAUCUGCAUCAUGGUGUACCUCCUCCUUCCCAGGCUGGAGUACUCCAGGUAUUACAUGAGCAGCCAGAACAAGAGCUCAUCUCUGGCCGGCGUGCUGCCCGACAGCUCUGCGGAGGAUGAGGCAGAGCCGGGAGGCACCACAAAUACCUCCUUCCUUGCAAAAAGCACCAGCAUCCCCCCGCUCCGCCCCAUCCUACAGAAGACUGCCCUUCUUGGCUUCUGCCUCUUCUACGUCUUCUUCAUCUCCAUCAUCAUCUUCCCUUCUCUCUCCUCCAACAUCGAGUCGGUCAGCAAGUCCUCGGGAAGCCUGUGGAGCACCAAGUACUUUGCACCGCUCACCAGUUUCCUCCUGUACAACUUUGCCGACUGGUGUGGGAGGCAGAUCACCGCCUGGAUCCAGGUGCCGGGCCCCAAGAGCAAGCUGCUACCCGUCCUCGUCCUCCUCAGGACCAUCUUCCUCCCUCUCUUCAUCCUCAGCAACUACCAGCCCCGGGCUCACAUCCGGACGGUACUCUUCGACCAAGAUAUCUACCCAGUGGUCUUCACGGCACUGCUGGGGCUGAGCAACGGCUACCUGGGGACGCUGGUCAUUAUCUACGGCCCCAAGAUCGUGCCGAAAGAGCUGGCCGAGGCAGCAGGGGUGGUGAUGACAUUUUACCUCAUGCUGGGGCUGGCUGCAGGGUCCGCCUGCUCCGUCCUCAUUGUCCACCUCGUGUAGAGGAGCAGCGGGAGGGGGGAUGCCCAUGGUUUGCAGUGCUGCUGUCGGGUAUUUAGAGAUUAUUUUUUUUUUCCCCCAAAAGCCAAACAAACAUGGCAUGGUGUUGGGGCAGGCUGCCUGUUUUGAGGGGGCGUGUUGCAUCCGGGGGGAAAGUCCUUCUUCUGGGGUGCUUAGAAGGUCCUCUUGGACAUUUUUCACUCCCUGGCUUGACUGGAGCAAACAGACCAAAAAAGCCUUGUUCUCCCCAGGGAGCUCGAGGAAGCAGCGGGAACGGACCACAGGGAAGCCUGUCCCUCACCCCAGCGCCGGUGGGCAAGGGUGGCUUGCUGGUGCCACCGUGCUGGUUUGAAACUGAAACCGGGUCUUUUGACAGCACCUUGCGUUUUGCUGCCUCGUUAGUAUGAGUUUAGCCCUGCAGUGGUUUGGUGGUCUCGGGGGGACCCCCUUCAUCAAGCUGUGAUGGUGGUGGUGAGCUAAAAGGGAAUUUGAGCCCUGGGGCACCUUCAAGCAAGCUUCAAAAGUGGAUAGCAGCAGCGCCAGGGAGCAGAGGGCUGUUUUGGGAGGAUUUCAUGCAUUCAUCCCAUGAAAAGCACAUAUAAGGGAAACCUCUGCACUUGGACUUCUGCUUGCUUUAAUUUUUCCAGAUAAGAUUGAAUGAGGGAUGAUGCAGCCCCCAGCACGGUGCUGCUAGUGCUGGGGCUAUAUGUUGUGGCCAACCUGAGACCAUUUCUCCUCCCGUGACCGUGGUAUGAUGGUUGUGGAUGCCAACUUACCUGUCUGUAGCUGAACCCCCAAGGAAAGCGAAAUGCUAAGUGGUCCUAACCUAAGGUUUUUAGGAUGCCUUUAGUCAGCAUCGAGAAAGGUAUAUAAAAGCCAGGGAGAGGUAUUAGAGAGGCUUUGAUGUGAUGUUCGCUGCAGAAAGCUGAUUAAUUUAGGUAGACAGGUGGCAUAUGGUCUCCAGAUGGUUUCAGAGGGGUGAGCUACUCUGACACCCAAAAAGAUGGCCCACCCAAAGGGGACUGGCUUUUAAAGCCACUUAAACAUAUGCAGAUGCAGCCUGGACUAAAUAAAAUUAUUGUAUUGAUUUACUCAAAUUGCCUGGAUUUAUGGUCUAGGAGAGGUGAACUGGUAAGCAGGGAUGGAAUGGCACAACUUGGUGUUACAGCUGCUGCCUCAGGGAUGCUAUCUAUGGAAAAUAUUUCCUUUAAGACUGGGUCAUUAGCGGAUGCUCUGUCAUCCUCUCCUGCUUGAAGCUGCUGGUCUGGGUUGCCAGGCUGUCUCCUUGCUGUGCUGGAUGGUGGUUAGCGAGAGGGAGGAUACGGGGCUGGUGCCUUUCCACCUGCGGGCGCCCUGGCUUUGCUGGGAGAGCGGCAGGAUCGACAGCGGUUAUUGCCAGGGGGUGAAAUGUAGGCUUGGUGGGUGUUGGGUUUUUUUGUAUAAAUCCCUUCCAGUGUUUAGUUUGGGCUCGUUGGCAAUACACAGACAGUUUCGCUUUACAGCUGAUUUUUAUUUAAACAUAAAAUCCAGACACGAGUGGAAAAUUUACAGGGCAUGCAGCACUGAGGAGCAGCAUCGCAGCACCCGACUUUGCACGUGCGUGCUCUUAAUCCUUUCGCUUCAGUAGGUUUGCAGCCCUUCGGCCCCUGACACUUGGCCAGGGACUGCUUUAGCCACUGUUGGCCCAGGUGAAGGUCCGCCUCAGCUUGAAGGGCAGCGCAAGGGCUGAGGGCAGCGAUGCUGGCCGGCCAGCUGGGUGGUGCUCACGGGGGGGUAGGCGCUCCCAUUGCCUCCACGUUGCUUGGGGUAACGCGGUAGUUGGUCGGGGCUGAAAAGCCUACGCCAACCUCAUGUUGGCAACCGAAAUGUCCCUUUGUGGCCUUGGGUGCUUCCCACUUGAGAGCCUGCUGUGUGGUCUGGUCUCCCCAGCUCAUACACUUUCCCCCCAUCCCAGGUAUGGUGAGGUUCUGCUCAUUUAGUGACUGCUUUGCACCUCUGCUGGUCCUCUCCCUCAUGUUACAGGCCAAGUACCUCUUGAGACAGAACUUAAUUAUCCGUUACUGUUGCUAAUAAAGUUAAUUCUUGAUACUGUGCAA